AUGGCAUUGCUAGGCAUUUUUGAAGUUAUUUUAGCUUUAAUUUGUUUUUUAUUCGGUUGUUAUUUGAGCAAUCGGUACGAGAUCGUAUGGAACUGGCCGUUUCUUGGUAUGCUUCCUGCUCUUUUGGCCAACGUCCAUCGAUUUCACGAUUGGUCCAUGGAAAUAGCUGAAAAUUGCGGCGGUACAUAUUAUUUAAAAGGUCCAUGGUUUGUCAAUAUGGAUAUAACUGGAACGGUUGAUCCAGCCAAUGUAAAGCACAUGUUGAGUACCAAUUUCUCCAAUUAUCCCAAAGGCUCUAAAUACAAAGAGAUGUUUGAAGAUAUAUUUGGAGAUGGGCUUUUCAAUUCUGAUCAUGACCUAUGGAAGAAUCAAAGAAAAGUUUCUGUUGCUUUGAUUAAUAAUCAACGUUUUCGAAAAUUUCUGUUCAAUACUAUAAACGCUACGGUGGAAAAUGCCCUAAUUCCAGUUCUUGAACAUUUCUGUGAGGAAGGUAGAAUAGUGGACAUGCAAGAAAUAGCUCACAGAUUUACGUUCGAUGUUACAAUGAAAGUGAUUACAGGUUUCAGUCCGGAAACCCUUACCAUUGAAUUGCCUAAAAAUGAGUUUUUAGAUGCCAUGGAACAUGCAGAAGAAGCUACAUUCUACCGGCAUGUAAGGCCGAAAAUAUUCUGGAGGUUGCAAAAAUGGCUAGGGUUUGGAUUAGAGAAGAAAAUGAAAAUGGCUAAGAUAACAAUUGAUCGAGUAGCAGCUUCUUAUGUGGCAAGAAAAAGAGAACAACUCAUCGAAGAGGGAGAAGGAGAGCUCGAUCUUCUGGCGUCAUACUUAACGGUGCAUUGCAAUGAUGAAAAAUUAAUGGAAGGGUGGAAAUCAAAGGAUGAAUUUUUGAGAGACACGCUUGUAAAUUAUAUGUUUGCAGGACGGGAGAACUCAUUGGGUUGGUUCUUUUGGCUUAUAACAAAGAAUCUAGUUGUUGAGGCAAACAUUAGAGAGGAAUUGAACAGUUUAUCGCCAAAAAGAAGAGAUCGAUUAGAGGUUUUUGAGUUGGAAGAGGUGAACAAGUUGGUGUAUUUGCAUGGAGCAAUAUGCGAAACCCUAAGGCUUUAUCCACCGGCAAUGUAUGAGCAUAAGAAACCUCUUAAACCGGAUACUCUUCCAACCGGACACUAUGUUGAUCCAAAUAUGGAAAUUAUAGUGUUGAGUUAUGCGAUGGGUAGAAUGAAAUCAAUAUGGGGAGAUGAUUGUUUGGAAUUCAAGCCAGAAAGAUGGAUUUCAAAGGAAGAUGGAAAACUUAUUCAACACUCACCAUACAAAUUUCUAGCAUUUAAUGCAGGAGCAAGGACUUGUGUGGGAAAGGAUAUUGGAAUCUUUGAAAUGAAGGCGAUUGCUGCAGUUGUGCUUCAUAAUUAUAAUAUUCAGCUAGUAGAAGAACAUCAUGUGAUCCCUAAUUUUCAUGAUCAUGCCCUAAACCGCAGCAGUGGAAUGUUACUAUAUGUUGACUUGACCUUGGUUCUACAAAUGGAUACCAGUUCAUGCCGGUUCAAUAUUUUCGACCAGCUCAAACCCGCCACCCUUAUGGGAGAUGAGUUUUGGCCAAUUUUUGGUCAAAAUUCAUCUCCCCCACCCUCUAAAUUUUCUAGAUUUACAACAAAUAAAUGGGAAAAUCUUAAGAUUUACAGCCCGAUAUUUUGUGCUCUCAGAGAUCGCUUGGUGGUUCUUCGUUUAGGAGUUGAUCAGAAUAAGUGUGUCGUCAAAACUUCAGUCUUGUGCUUUCGUUUGUAA
This is a messenger RNA of Mercurialis annua (annual mercury), 1779 nucleotides long. Its product is annotated as alkane hydroxylase MAH1-like. NCBI's taxonomy places the organism in Eukaryota, Viridiplantae, Streptophyta, Magnoliopsida, Malpighiales, Euphorbiaceae. The transcript has 3 exons. Gene Ontology annotation, molecular function: iron ion binding; heme binding; monooxygenase activity. The record is from RefSeq and is a predicted model, not a curated record. Bases 1 to 1779 code for a protein of 592 amino acids.